This is a messenger RNA of Ipomoea nil (Japanese morning glory), 1754 nucleotides long. RefSeq names its product probable receptor-like protein kinase At1g80640. Gene Ontology annotation, molecular function: protein kinase activity; ATP binding. The transcript is spliced from 10 exons. The record is from RefSeq and is a predicted model, not a curated record. Lineage: Eukaryota; Viridiplantae; Streptophyta; Magnoliopsida; Solanales; Convolvulaceae. Bases 157 to 1506 code for a protein of 449 amino acids. Gene Ontology annotation, biological process: protein phosphorylation.
AGGGAGGGAGAGGAUUCAAAUUUUGGGAAACGGUAAUAUAUAGAAUUUAGAAAUCCCAGAAAACAGACUUCAUCUAAGCUUUUCUUCUUCCUCUGUCUCUCUGUCUCUAUUUAGCAACUCUCUCUUUCUUAGAAGAGCUAAGAAAGAAACAUAGUAAUGAAGAGGAAUGUUGUAGUAGUAACGUUUGUGGAUUUUCCCUUUUGGGUCCUUCAUCUUUCUACUCUCAGAUCAGUUUAUGGCAGAGCAGACCCUCCUCUUUCUUCCAUGUCUGCACCCAUUUCUUCACCAUUCUAUGCAUCAGCAUCAUCAGCAGCAACCUACUCUCCAGGGAUUGAAAUAGUAAGCAGCAAGCAGGAUAUGGAUCCCAAUAGGACAUUAUUUAUAGCACUCAUUUCUGCUUCUGGUGUGGUGCUGGGUGCAAUCAUCUUGGUCAUGGGUUGUUUGUGGAGGAUUUAUCACUGCAAGAAGAGAAUCGAUGAAACUAUUCACACUUCAGAUGAUAUAGUUAAAGGGAAGCCUCGAUUUCCAUCAUAUGUGAACUGCUCAAAGGAAAAUUCAUGUGUGAAAAAAUGCGUAUCUUUAAUGGAGUACGAGACGCUAGAAUUGGCCACAAACAAUUUCCGGGAAAGCGAAAUCUUGGGGAAAGGGGGGUUCAGUUGUGUAUACAAGGGCAAGCUGGAAGACGACUCGUUUGUAGCUGUGAAGAAGCUACAAGAAGGCGUAACUCAAGAUGAUGAUGCCAUACAAGAAUUUGAGACCGAGGUGGAGUUAUUGAGCAAAAUUCAGCAUCCAAAUGUGAUAUCUUUGUUCGGGUAUAGCAUCCGUGCUGAUACAAGGCUAAUCGUGUAUGAGUUGAUGGAAAACGGAUCUCUGGAAGAUCAACUACAUGGACCUUCCCGGGGAUCAGCGUUAACAUGGAAUCUCAGGAUGAAAAUCGCGGUGGGGAUAGCGAGUGGAUUAGAAUAUUUGCAUGAAUGCUGCAAUCCACCCAUAAUCCAUCGAGAUCUGAAAUCCUCUAAUAUCCUUCUGGAUUCCAACUUCAAUGCCAAGCUUUCAGAUUUUGGCCUCGCUGUGCCAGAUGGGGCCCAAAACAAGAACGACGCCAAGCUCUCGGGAACCUUAGGAUAUGUAGCUCCAGAAUACCUAUUAGACGGAAAGUUAACUGAUAAAAGCGAUGUUUAUGCAUUUGGAGUUGUACUUUUGGAGCUUCUACUAGGAAGAAGGGCGAUGGAGAAACUGGCACAAGGUCAGUGCCAAUCCAUUGUGUCAUGGGCAAUGCCGGAGCUCACAGAUAGAUCAAAGCUCCCGAACAUCGUGGAUUCAGUGAUCAGAAAUACAAUGGAUUUAAAGCAUUUAUACCAGGUUGCAGCAGUAGCUGUGCUAUGUGUCCAACCGGAGCCAAGUUAUCGUCCAUUGAUAACAGAUGUGCUGCAUUCUCUUAUCCCCCUCGUUCCAAUUGAGUUGGGCGGGACGCUUAGAGCUUCUGCGACUGCACAAAACUCAUGAUUCUGGGAAUGGAAGGAAGUCUGCAUCUUAGGACACUGCUCACUUCAAUCUGUUUCUUGGCACAAUAUUUUGGUGAUAGUAAGCUGACAGAAGAAGAAGAAUAAGAAGGUGAAGAAGGGACAUUAUUGGGCAUUGCUAAUUGGAAUGGAAUAUAUUUUAUUUGUGAGUGAGAGUAUUAUUCAUUACCUUGUAUAUUGAUUGAUUGAAGCCACACCCACCAUGUGUAAUUUAAUUUGUUCUUUCUCACA